Punctularia strigosozonata HHB-11173 SS5 is the source of this 1242-nucleotide messenger RNA. RefSeq lists its product as uncharacterized. Gene Ontology annotation, biological process: negative regulation of glucose mediated signaling pathway; cAMP catabolic process; cGMP catabolic process. The record is from RefSeq and is a predicted model, not a curated record. The transcript has 6 exons. Bases 1 to 1116 code for a protein of 371 amino acids. NCBI's taxonomy places the organism in Eukaryota, Fungi, Basidiomycota, Agaricomycetes, Corticiales, Punctulariaceae. Gene Ontology annotation, molecular function: 3',5'-cyclic-AMP phosphodiesterase activity; 3',5'-cyclic-GMP phosphodiesterase activity.
AUGCCUACGUUCGAGCUGUUGGUCGUCGGUUGCGGAGGCGGCCCAUACGAGACAAAUCUAUCUUCAUAUCUCCUAAAGCCUUGUGACCGGCGAUGGGAUGAGCCACAGGGCAUCGUCUCGCUGGAGGCAGGCUCAGGGGUCGGUGCUUUGGACCUCAUCCUCAAGUCAAAACCUGGUCUGUUGGGAACGACUGUCUCUGCUGGCCAAGUAUAUGCUUCCGUGAAGUGCUAUUUGAUAACGCACGCCCACCUUGACCACGUCGCCAGCCUGGUCAUCUCUGCGGGAUCGCUCUUGGGUUGCCAGAAACGCGUAUACGGUCACAAGGACGUCCUCGUAGAUCUGGAGAACGUGUUUUCGGAUCGUCUCUGGCCGGCCCUCGCCACUCGGGAUGAAAACGACGAGCAACAUAAGCUGCUCCUUACCAUAAUCGAGGCUGAUAAUCAAUAUAAGAGCAUAUGUAACGAUAUAUCCACGCGUAUAAUGCCCGUGAGCCAUGGAAAGAAUGACACAAUUGGUGAGCAAAUGUUCACGGGCGGCUGGCGCCGUUGUCCAAUGCGGGCACUGACGCAUCGUUCAGGUGUCUACGAAUCGAGCGCGUACUUUAUACGGCAUGACCCCUCCGGCCAAGAGAUCCUAUUCUUCGGCGACGUUGAGCCGAGCAGCGUCUCGCACAACGAUCUCAAUACGCAAAUAUGGCGCGCGGCGGCUAAGAAGAUCCCCGCCUCGCUCUCGUCUAUAUUCAUCGAAUGUUCUUGGCCAUCCGGAAGGAAGGACGAGGAGUUGUAUGGACACAUGACGCCCGAGCACCUCGCCGACGAGCUCGCCAUCCUCGCUGGCGAGGUCGUCAAAGCCAGGAAGUCCGCUGGAGCGAGCACGGGCGCUGAUCCGGUGCGCAAGAAACGGAAGCCCAACCGGGCGGCUGCUGCCCACAACGAACUGCGAGGUAGUCUGGAGGGCGUCGCCGUGUACAUCAUGCAUUGCAAGGACGAUUUGGAGGGUCGGUUCAGCGAGCCCGUCAACCAGGUCAUCGCCUCCCAGGUGAGGGCACUUGUCGAGGCGAAAGGACUCGGCGCUGUUGUGAUCGCCUUGGAACAAGGCGCACGUAUUUUUAUCUGAUAAACAGAACGGGAAUAUACGGAGGUCUAUACCCACCCCGAAUGUAUCAUAACCUCUUCGUUGCAUGUAGCAUUACCGCGUCUUCCAGUGCCCCUCCGGGGACCGUGCACUCUCCCAACGUUCAUG